This is a messenger RNA of Diabrotica virgifera virgifera (western corn rootworm), 963 nucleotides long. RefSeq lists its product as uncharacterized. The record is from RefSeq and is a predicted model, not a curated record. NCBI's taxonomy places the organism in Eukaryota, Metazoa, Arthropoda, Insecta, Coleoptera, Chrysomelidae. The transcript is spliced from 5 exons. Bases 151 to 846 code for a protein of 231 amino acids.
UUUCAAUAGAAAUCCAUGUUAAGCUAACAAUAACAAGUACUUAGCCCAUGUGCGAGUUUUUAUCACAAACAAGGUCAGAAGAUUUUUUGGUAUAAAUGCUACAACUUUCAAUAUGAUUUCAUAUUCAGUUUGAAAAAACUAAUAACAAAAAUGUUUGUCCCUAAGAUGCUCUUGGUCUUGGGCUUUGCCCUUUUAGCCUCAGCUGGAAAAGACCUUGAUUAUGGCAUGGAAGUUUUGAGAUGCGCCAACAAAGCAAUGAGACCAGGAGUACCUGAAUUGGGAGUUCCACAACAUGAUCCCUUCGUCGCCUUUAGUAAGAACAUAUCAUGGCAUGGAGACAUCGGUGUUGCUAGCACCUCAAUCGACAUCGACACAUUGAGAUGGUAUGGUCUUGCCGACUGGAACGUUACUGCUAAGCAAAUCAAUGAUGACGCUGAUAAUGUAGCGGUCUUUGACUGGGUCAAUAGAUGGCCCGUUUUCACAAUCUCCGGCAACUACCGAGCAACCGUUAAAGAACUGUUCCUUACACAGCAUUACAAAGGAAGCUUCAAAAUGGUCAUGGAGAAACCAGUAUGGACUGGAAAAAUAAGCGCAAAUAAAAUCCAACCCAACGCCACCGUGAAUGACUUCACUGUUAAAUGGCACGUUGAUGAUGUAGAUGUGGAUAUUAGUGGAUUGGGACUCAUUGGAGAUGCUACAGCUGUAGCCAUUCAAACAGGUGUUAAAACUGCCCUCAACACUGGACUCAUCGGAAAUGUCGUUGGAGAUUUCCUUAAAAUGAGAUUCAACACUGUGUGGUACCCCACUGGCAAACUCUGGGAUCUUAUGGCCUGGUGCAAAUCAUAAGACCAACAACAGAAUAAUUUUUUUCGAUUUUUUCGAAUCAAAUAAUUAACUAAUAUAGAUUUCUUGUCUAAAUUUGUAAAGAUAGAAUAUAAUAAAAUCGAAAUAAUUAUUUAACAA